UUAAAAGAUAUUGAUGAACAAAUAUUUUUGGAUGAAAAAUUAACAGUAUCAUUACAAAAAUAUGAAAAUAAUUUUGAAAAUUUUAAAAUUUUUAUGCAAAUUAAUCCAUUAUUUAAACAAUUGGCAGAUGUUUAUCAAAAUUCCGAAUUGAUUUCAAUCAUUAAAAAAAUACCAAAUAAUCCAUUAGAUAAUCUUAUUCGAAUCAUUCAACAAAUUCAGAUUGAUGGAUCAACAAAUUUAGAUGAAAAUACAAAUAAAGUUGAACAAUUGAAUUUUAAAAAGAAUAAUAAGAAAUGGGUAAUUUGA
Dermatophagoides pteronyssinus (European house dust mite) is the source of this 306-nucleotide messenger RNA. RefSeq lists its product as uncharacterized. The record is from RefSeq and is a predicted model, not a curated record. NCBI's taxonomy places the organism in Eukaryota, Metazoa, Arthropoda, Arachnida, Sarcoptiformes, Pyroglyphidae.